CAUGUGGAUGAGUAAAUAAAAGUGGUGAGUGAGCGAGGCGUGGCAGCACCGAAUGAAAGAGCGUUCCAGUGUUGUUUGUCAUUUUUGGUUUCAUCCUCUGGAGGAGCCAAACAAUCUCAGGACUUGGAUAUUCAGUAAAAACCGGGGGAUAAUCCUUCAGGAUGGGCUCGGAGAGCAAUCAGGAGUAUCCCAGAGCCUCCAAUGCCAUCGUCUUCGGUGGGCUCAUCACUUACAUCGGGGGAGUUCUCCUGGUCAUAUCUUUCACAAGCCCCUACUGGAUUCAGUCUUAUCAGGAGACAUUCAGUAACUUCAAGCACAUGGGCUUGUGGGAAUACUGCUUCCACGAUUUUCGUUACCCCUACUACCAAUUUGACAAGAUGUUCAACGGGUGCCAUCACAUAUUCUCCCAAGAAUUUCAUGUGAUUCGGGAGUGGCUAUUGCCACCCUGGCUCAUGAUCGUUCAGACCUUCGUGACAAUAAGUCUGUUAUUGUCCUUCGCAGCCCAGGGAAUUCUUGCGUUGGUUAUUGUCAGGUGGCCACUGAGAUGUAUUUUGAAGAAUGAGUGGCUACUUUCAGCAAUCGCUUUUAUUUGCGACGCUGUUACAGCUUUUCUGCUGUUCCUGGCUGUCGCAAUAUUCGGUGGUCAGUGCUGGCGCCGGGACUGGCUGAUGUACCCGACCUGGAACUAUCUCUCCUGGUCAUAUGCAUUUGCAGUGAUAGCCUCGAUGUUUCAUGGUAUCGCUGCAUUUUUCCUGUACCUGGAUGCACGCGCUGGCUACAAAAAUCGGGCGCAAUCGAGAAAUCUCGUGGUACAAAUGCAGCCCACGUCCCAUAGCCGCCAGAGCUUUGCCAGUAGCCGUCAAGGAUACAUAUAAGUCACAUUUCCAUACGAUAAUGCGAUUAUUGUACAAUUUUAUUAUCAAACUCCGUCCAAAUCUCAUUUUCCAAGUAUUUUAUACUAGAACGAUUUCCUGAGGUUUUUUGACCGAUUGAAUCGAUGGAGAUUGCACUCGAUUUAGAUUUAAUAUCGAAGCAUCAGUUUUAUAUUUCUGUAGUUGCAUUUUUUUUUAUUUAAUUAAGUUGCAUGCGGACGUCAUGUGAAUGUUUCGCUGAUUAAAAAAAUUGAGAAGGAAAUUUUCUAUUAUUUUUUAUCUGAAUAAAUGAUUAUUUUCUGUUAUUAAAUUUGCUCUCGUCAUUUUCAAUUUUUAAUGUUAAUCAGGACAGCGAUUGCUGGGAAAAAAAAAUUCCGAGAAAGUUAUAACGAUUCCAUUGAUAUCGACCAGAGUUCCCUGGCCUCUCCACUACCGAAUGAAUUAAUGAGUGACGGACUGACAACGGUAUUUCCAAAACUGCGACGAACAGUGACAUGAAAAUACUCCCACGAAUGUCAUAACAUAAAUUAUGGAGAUUUAAAAUGGUGGAUUCCACUCGCCUAAAAAUAAGUUUAUCCACUCAACUCCCCAUUUAUCUCCAUAAUUUUCAGAGAAAUGAAUACAUGAACGAAAAAAACUGAUGCUUCUGCCUUGACGCUUAGUGAUGCAAGCCAAUCCAUCCACUAUUUUUAUAACUAAUCUUAUAAACCUCUAUAUCUGUACACUAAGUAACGCACACGAAUAUAUCCCUCCAUAAGCUGA
This is a messenger RNA of Diachasmimorpha longicaudata, 1634 nucleotides long. RefSeq lists its product as uncharacterized. Lineage: Eukaryota; Metazoa; Arthropoda; Insecta; Hymenoptera; Braconidae. The record is from RefSeq and is a predicted model, not a curated record. Gene Ontology annotation, cellular component: membrane; septate junction. Gene Ontology annotation, biological process: regulation of tube size, open tracheal system; septate junction assembly. The transcript is spliced from 4 exons. Bases 162 to 875 code for a protein of 237 amino acids.